Condylura cristata (star-nosed mole) is the source of this 2589-nucleotide messenger RNA. It is a transcript of the gene PCOLCE, whose product is annotated as procollagen C-endopeptidase enhancer. NCBI's taxonomy places the organism in Eukaryota, Metazoa, Chordata, Mammalia, Eulipotyphla, Talpidae. The record is from RefSeq and is a predicted model, not a curated record. Gene Ontology annotation, molecular function: protein binding. The transcript is spliced from 9 exons. The coding region runs from base 92 to 1495 and encodes 467 amino acids.
AUCCCUGCUGCCGCUGCCGCUGCUGCUGCUGCCGCCGCUAAACUCAGCUGCUGCCUCUGUCUCGAAGACCCCAGCACCUCUCCCCCCAGCCAUGCUGCCUGCUGCCACAGCCUCCCUCUCGGGGCUCCUCCUCACUGCCUGGGCUCUGCUGCCUUUCACCCAGGGUCAGACCCCCAACUACACCAGACCUGUGUUCCUGUGUGGAGGGGAUGUGACUGGGGAGUCAGGUUAUGUGGCAAGUGAGGGUUUCCCCAACCUUUACCCCCCCAAUAAGGAGUGCAUCUGGAUAAUAACGGUCCCUGAAGCCCAGACUGUGUCCCUCUCCUUCCGAGUCUUUGACCUGGAACUGCACCCGUCCUGUCGUUAUGAUGCUCUGGAGAUCUUUGCUGGGUCUGGAACCUCGGGUCAGCGGCUCGGUCGCUUCUGCGGGACCUUCCGACCGGCACCCGUGGUCGCUCCCGGCAACCAGGUGACCCUGAGGAUGACAGCCGACGAGGGCACGGGAGGACGAGGCUUCCUGCUCUGGUACAGCGGGAGGGCCACCUCUGGCACUGAACACCAGUUUUGUGGAGGACGGCUGGAGAAGGCCCAGGGGACCUUGACCACACCCAACUGGCCCGAAUCUGAUUACCCUCCUGGUAUCAGCUGUUCCUGGCACAUCAUCGCACCCCAAGACCAGGUGAUCUCGCUGACAUUUGGCAAGUUUGACAUUGAACCAGACACCUACUGUCGCUAUGACUCUGUCAGUGUGUUCAAUGGAGCAGUUAAUGAUGACGCCAAGAGACUGGGGAAGUUCUGUGGUGACACAGCCCCAGGGCCCAUCUCUUCUGAAGGGAACGAGCUCCUUGUCCAGUUUGUCUCGGACCUCAGUGUCACUGCCGAUGGCUUCUCAGCCUCCUACAGGACCGUGCCUCGAGGAGCAGCUGAAGAAGGGCCAGCCCAGAGCCCAGGGAAAGAUUCCCUGCCAGGUCCCCCAAUCCUCCAUCAGGAUCCUGAGCCUGGAACAGGGCCCAAAAUCAAGCCCAAACUCCCACCUGCAGAGAAACCUAAAGUUCUGCCAGAAGCCUCUGCAACUCUGGAGCCCAAUGUACCCAGUGUGCCCUGCCCAAAGCAGUGUCGGCGGUCGGGUACCUUGCAGAGCAACUUCUGUAACAACAACCUGGUUGUGACAGCAACAGUGAAAUCCAUGGUUCGGGGCCCAGGAGAUGGCCUCACUGUCACUGUCAGUCUCAUUGGUGUCUACAAAACUGGUGGUCUGGACUUGCCCUCUCCACCGACUGACACCUCCCUGAAGUUUUAUGUGCCCUGCAAGCAGUGCCCCCCCAUGAAGAAAGGAGCCAGUUAUCUGAUGAUGGGCCAGGUGGAAGAGAACCGAGGUCCAGUCCUUCCUCCAGAGAGCUUUGUGGUUCUCUUCCGGCCCAACCAGAACCAGAUCCUCACCAACCUGAGCAAGAGGAAGUGCCCCUCCCAGGCUGCUCGGGCCACUGCGUCCUAGGCUUAAGACCAGGCCAGCUUCCAGCCCUGGGAAACCCCUUCCCUAUCCAAAUAUAUGUUUCUUGUUUAAGGAAGGGGUCAUUGCCACUUCUGUGGUUUUGGGACCCAUCUUGGGAGUUUUAUUCAUUCAUUAAAGUCAAUAGACACUUACUAUGCAGAAUUUUCUUUUUUAAGAAUAUAAAUCAAAUCUUGUCAUCCUUUGCUCAAAACUCUCCCAUAUCCUCAACAGACACAUUCCUGUACACAACCACACAAUGGUAACCAUGGAGAGAUGAUGGGUACAUUAAUUAGCUUAACUGGUGAUCAACAUAUAUCAAAACAUCAAGUUAGACAUAAUUUUUAUGUCAAAGGUAUCACAAUAAAGCGGUUUUUUGAAAAUAAAUGAAAACUCUCCCAUAGUUUCCCUUGAUUCUCAAUAAAUCAAAAGUCCUAAGGCUUGAAUUAUCUGCAUCCCUCCACCUCAUCUGUUUUAGUCACAUCAGCUCCUUGGGCACUUCGGUACACCUGUUUUUUUCUGUCCGGAUUUCUUUAAAGAUCUCAUGAGUGGCUUCCCAGCUUUAGUCAGAUCUCAGCUCACAGUUCAUCCCCGUCAUCUGUCCCUCCGAAUAGAAGACAGUAAGUUUUCGAAGACAACAAGGCUCUUGUGGAGAGAGGUAACUACUGGUGCCAGAAAUGAACAAUAAAAUAGCGCUAGGGUUGCUAUGAAGAAAACAAUAGGGGGAUUCUACAUUGUUUUUGACCGCCCUCAAGAAAGGCUUCUAGAGAAGAAGAGCAAUUUCACUGCUGUUUUCCUCAUUUGUAAAUGAAGUUACAAAUGUUUUCCUCGUUUGUAAAAGGAGUCGAUGGGAUGGUGUUAAGUGGCGGAGUUAGUAAAUCUUAAUUCCCAGUGUAUUUGUAACUUCUGAGUCCCAUGCAGGGGAGAAUCAGGAGAGGAACCCUGGGCGGUAAUGCGAGUCCAAUGGGAAGCAACCUCCAACUAGUACUAUUGAAAACGGCUUAGGUUGCUGCACAGACCUCUAGGAGAGCCAGGAACUGCAGCAGAGAAAGAGCCUCCAUGUGGGAUAUGCUUCUAGUCAUCUAGACCGUCUGAGUGGG